This is a messenger RNA of Phalaenopsis equestris, 411 nucleotides long. Its product is annotated as protein YABBY 2-like. Gene Ontology annotation, biological process: multicellular organism development; cell fate commitment. The record is from RefSeq and is a predicted model, not a curated record. Gene Ontology annotation, cellular component: nucleus. NCBI's taxonomy places the organism in Eukaryota, Viridiplantae, Streptophyta, Magnoliopsida, Asparagales, Orchidaceae.
CUCUUUUGGAACAUAUAAAACCAACAACAGCAAGCAUUAGCUUUUCAAAUCAUCUCCUAUAGAUUUGAGGAUUCAAAGAAGCAUCGCAACGCGGUCAUUGAAGAAUGUCUGCUCCUGCUGUUCCGGCCAAUGUUUGCUAUGUUCACUGCAACUUCUGCAAUACCAUCCUUGUGGUGAGUGUUCCAGGGAGCAAUUUGUCAGCGAUUGUGACAGUGAGAUGUGGGCAUUGUGGGAAUUUGCUUUCCGUGAAUAUGGGAGCUCUUCCUCAGUCAAUUCCACUUCAAAAACUUGAGGGAUACAGUUUAGGGAGUCAAGUCUUACGUACGAGCUGCGAAUCAUCUUCUAGUUGUAGCAGAACUUCACUUGUCAAUGCCAUGGGCGAUGAUCAGCAGGAUAUACCUCUUAUGCAUC